This is a messenger RNA of Xenopus tropicalis (tropical clawed frog), 1396 nucleotides long. Its product is annotated as phospholipase A and acyltransferase 4-like. The transcript is spliced from 3 exons. Lineage: Eukaryota; Metazoa; Chordata; Amphibia; Anura; Pipidae. The coding region runs from base 257 to 718 and encodes 153 amino acids. The record is from RefSeq and is a predicted model, not a curated record.
CUCGCUUGGUGACUUCGCCAAGUGAGCGGAUCUUUAUGUGUAUGGCCACCUUUAGUUUUGACCUAGACAGCCCUACCAAAAUCCCUAGGUAAGACACCUUUGGUUCCAUGGUAUGUACAUGCGUCCAAUCAGAACAGUGCCCCUUGCACCAGUCCUAGACUAUAACCACAUCUGCUUCUUGGCUUUCUUACAUACUGAGAUACUAGGCUGCCAUUAUGGGGUGCCCCCCCAUUUUGGGGUUUAAACAUAUAACUAAAUGAUUAAUUCUUCCCUUACAGAUGGGAAAGUCCUGGAGCAAUCGGUGGAAUCGGUGGCCAACGGGAGCAAAUACCGAGUCAAUAACAGCUAUGAUAAAUAUUAUGCACCCAGGAGGAAGGAGGACAUUGUUGCAAUGGCAAAACAACAAGUUGGGAAGAAAAUGACUUAUAAUCUUAUGGUGUCCAACUGCGAGCACUUCUCUACAUUCAUGAGAUACGGUGUGGCUUCCUCCAAACAGGCCAGAGAGUCGAGGAUAGCGCACUGUAUCCAUAUGGUCCCAGUCUUUAGGAUACUGAGGCUUUUCCACCAAAUGACCCAACACUUCAAUAAAUUGCUCACCUUCUUCAGCACAAUGGUCAAGACAUUCUUCAACUGCAACAAAAUGUUCUUCAAGACCAUGAUCAGUUGGGCUUCCUUAUCUCCAGUCCUUCUGCCCUUCUGGUCCAAUGAAACCAUGUGAUUCUUCAGCUCAGCACAUUUGCUUGGAUCUUGUGCUCUCAUUAUGUACAAGGUCUCAUCCUCUGGGCAACACAUAUACGGCAGUUACAUGUUAUAAAUCUACUUGACUCGUGACUCAUUUAGGAACAUCGUCUUUGACCUCUUCGUUCCUAUGGAAUUUUUAUGGCUAUAUUAUAAGAGAUUCUGUCCCAUUUUGGCAGCUUCCAUGGUCAAGGCCUUCAGUUAUUGCUGGAUGUGGUUGUGAUUCCACAUUCCUUUUGAUUUAAAUUUCAGCCAAUCCAAAGCCAAGGUUAAAGUCAAUACUUAUCACCCAACAUCUGUCUUAAAUUCAUACAGAAGAUAUUGGCUCAGGUUUUACCUUCUAAAUACAGUGCCUUCCUACCUGAUCUUCUCAGUAGGCAUCAAGUAGGGGUUUGUUGUGGGGAGGAGAUGUGGCGACGAGACUGUGUUGGCUCACACGUAUUGCUUGUGUCUCAGAUAUAAAGACUCUGGUCCUCCUCAAGCUGGAUAAAAAGCAGGCCUGUGAUACCCUGUCCUGUUCCUAUUCAGGCCCUACAAGCUUGGGGUUUGGGGCCAAGUCUGGAAUUUGGAUUCAGCCAGUAACUCUGCUCUAGGUCAGGUAUGAUCCCUGUAUGUCCUAUAAAGGUUUUGUUGUUAUGUAUUGUGCUGUGCACACAAG